This is a messenger RNA of Symbiodinium sp. CCMP2592, 804 nucleotides long. The record is from the annotation of a GenBank genome assembly. Lineage: Eukaryota; Dinophyceae; Suessiales; Symbiodiniaceae.
AUGGGGGGAGAUGGCGGCCAGGUUAUCGAUCGGGCCACCAUGGUCAAGACCAAGGGAUGGGGCCUGACGAAGUCCAGCGGGGACAGAUUUGCGGCCUCGCUCGGCGAGAUGAACAGCUACAUGCAGAUGGUCUUUGAGGACCGUGGGCUGGGCAACCUCGAGAGGCACCGAGUUCGCAUGACCACCUGCAUGAUUUCUCAGCAGGCUCUCCGCGACCCGGUGGUGGCGUGCAAACUUGGAAAUCUCUACAACAAAGAGGCCGUAAUUGCAGCUCUGCUGAAUCGGAAGAUGCCGGACGACCUCUCCCACAUCCGUGGAUUAAAGGAUGUGAAGCAGUGCGUUAUCACGUGGGCCGAAGCGGAGAAGGAAGAGGGAGAGAAGCGAAUGGUUUGUCCGGUCUCCAGAGAAGACUUGGACUCUGGGAGCAGCCGUGCCGUGCUCAUUUGGCCCAGUGGAGCCGUGAUUGGAGCGAAGAGCCUGAAGGAGAUGAAGAUGAAGGAGUGCCCUUUGACCUCCAAGCCCUUCGACGCUGACAAGGACAUCAUUCCGCUGGCGCCAGACGGUGAGGAGCUUCUGAAGCUCCGGGCACGCUUACCCACAAAGAAGCGAAAAGCUCAGGCUGUGGCAGCUCCGGCCGAGGAAGAGGAGGAAGAAGCUUCGAAGCCAGAGGCCAAAAGUCAGAAGGAUGCCACAAAAGAUAGCGAAGUAUACAAGAAGCUCUUCACAAAGGACCGCGAGGGCCUGGGAGGUGUGCGCGAUGCCUUCGGAACGCCCAUAUACAAUCGUGGCGCCAGAUGCAUAUAG